Molecule: messenger RNA, 864 nt
Organism: Ustilago hordei
Lineage: Eukaryota; Fungi; Basidiomycota; Ustilaginomycetes; Ustilaginales; Ustilaginaceae
Product: putative esterase D
Exons: 2
Coding region: 1-864 (287 amino acids)
Biological process (GO): formaldehyde catabolic process
Cellular component (GO): cytosol
Molecular function (GO): S-formylglutathione hydrolase activity
Source: RefSeq, a predicted model, not a curated record
AUGUCGUUCAACAAGAAGUCAAGCAACAAAGUAUCUGGAGGAAGUCUCACCAAGUACUCCUUCAUCUCCAGCUCUCUUGGCUCGCUGGAGACCAAGAUCAACGUCUUCCUCCCCUCUUCGGCUGCAAAGGAUGGCAAGAAAGUACCCGUGUUGUAUUACCUUUCUGGCCUGUCCUGUACCGAGGACAAUGCUGCCCAGAAGGGCGGCUUCUUCAACGCUGCCGAGAAGGCUCAGAUUGCUCUCGUCUUGCCAGACACCAGUCCAAGGGGUGCCAACGUAGAUGGUGAAGAUGAGAGCUACGACUUUGGUUCCGGUGCUGGCUUCUACCUCAAUGCUACUAAGGAGCCUUGGAGCAAGGCCUACAACAUGUAUGACUACGUUGUUAAAGAGCUUCCCAAGAAGCUUGAGGAGAACAAUUUGCCUAUUGAGACGUCACGAGCAUCUAUCUUUGGUCACUCGAUGGGCGGACAUGGAGCACUUUGCCUUUACCUCAAGAAUCGCUCGCAGUAUCGAUCAGCCUCGGCCUUCUCGCCCAUCUGCAAUCCUACUGCCUGUGCUUGGGGCAAGAAAGCUUUUCAGGGCUACCUCACAAACGGACUUUGUGAAGGUGAACAGUACGAUGCUACGCUCCUACUCAAACAGACUUGGGAUCAGCCCAACAUCCUCAUCGACUCGGGCACCGCUGAUGACUUUUACAAGCAGGCACAGCUUUUGCCAGAGAACUUUCAAAAGGCUGCUCAGGAGAAAGGCUUCGGGAAGGGUGUGGAGAUCAGGUUGCAGGAUGGCUAUGACCACAGCUACUACUUCAUUUCGACCUUUGCUGAGGAUCAUAUUCAGUUCCAUGCCAAGUUCCUCAAGGACUGA